AUGACUGUUGCUAUUAGUAAAGAUACUCAAAAUAACAUCAAGGCUCUCUUGGAAUCAGGAUAUUCUUACUCUCAAAUAAUGUCUCGUAUUCCGAAUUUAAAGAAAACCACUUUAAGCUAUUAUGCGAACAAGUUUUUCCCAAAUAGGACAAGAUUACCCGGGGGACGUAAGUCUCUUCUUCCAAACACCACCAAGUCUUAUAUACGAAAGCAAAUCACUAAAGGGUCUUUAAAGUCAGCAAAAGCAGUACACAAGUACCUCGGAGGUGUAGGAUAUAAAAUGACUUAUUCCUGUGUAUUUAAAGUCUUAAAAUCAAUGAAUUUUCAUGCCAGGAUCAAAAAGAAGAAGCCUUUGCUCGCGAAGCGUCAUAUGAUUGCACGUUUG
Messenger RNA from Cokeromyces recurvatus, 384 nucleotides. RefSeq lists its product as uncharacterized. The record is from RefSeq and is a predicted model, not a curated record. NCBI's taxonomy places the organism in Eukaryota, Fungi, Mucoromycota, Mucoromycetes, Mucorales, Mucoraceae. The annotation marks the transcript as partial. The transcript has a single exon.